This is a messenger RNA of Cordyceps militaris CM01, 597 nucleotides long. RefSeq names its product rho-gdp dissociation inhibitor. The record is from RefSeq and is a predicted model, not a curated record. The transcript has 4 exons. Gene Ontology annotation, molecular function: Rho GDP-dissociation inhibitor activity; protein binding. Bases 1 to 597 code for a protein of 198 amino acids. NCBI's taxonomy places the organism in Eukaryota, Fungi, Ascomycota, Sordariomycetes, Hypocreales, Cordycipitaceae. Gene Ontology annotation, biological process: Rho protein signal transduction. Gene Ontology annotation, cellular component: cytoplasm; cytosol; membrane.
AUGGCUUCCCACGACGACGACACGAUGCCCGAGGAGACACAGGGGUACAAGCUCUCCCAGCCCAAGCAGUCCCUCGCCGAGUACGAAAAGAUGGAUGCCGGGGACGAGUCCCUCCAGCGCUACAAGCAGUCCCUCGGCCUCGGAGGCGGCAAGGACCUCUCAGACCCCUCGGACUCCCGCGUCUGCAUCAUUCUCUCCCUCACCAUGCACUCGCCCAGCCGGGACCCCGUCACCAUCGACCUGUCCCAGCGAGGCAGCGAGUCCUCGCUCAAGGACAAGCCCUUCAAGAUCAAGGAGGGUGCCAAGUUUACCAUGAGCGCCCAGUUCAAGGUCCAGCACGAGAUCCUCAGCGGCCUCCACUACGUCCAGGUCGUCAAGCGCAAGGGCAUCCGCGUCUCCAAGGACUCGGAGAUGAUUGGAAGCUACGCCCCCAACACGGACAACCAGCCUACUUAUAUCAAGAAAUUCCAGGAGGAGGAGGCUCCAUCCGGCAUGCUCGCGCGCGGCCACUACAACGCCGUCUCCAGCUUCGUCGAUGACGAUAAAAAGACCCAUCUCCAGUUCGAGUGGAGCUUCGACAUUAGCAAAGAGUGGUAG